Triticum aestivum (bread wheat) is the source of this 4515-nucleotide messenger RNA. RefSeq lists its product as uncharacterized. The transcript has 11 exons. The record is from RefSeq and is a predicted model, not a curated record. The coding region runs from base 1 to 1272 and encodes 423 amino acids. Lineage: Eukaryota; Viridiplantae; Streptophyta; Magnoliopsida; Poales; Poaceae.
AUGGCCGGCGCAGUCAUCAACACCGGCCUGGCCGCCACCAGCGUCGCUGCCAUCCAAACGCACGCCGCCCCCAAGCUCCUCUUCGCGGACUACCAGUGCAUCUGUGUCGCCACCGACGCCCUCAAGAGCAUCGCCAUGGACGCGGCCUUGCUGCUGGUGGUGGUCAUCGACCUCGCCGGCACGUCCAGCUCCACGGUCGUGGUCGGCUGCACCACGCGCGUACAGGCUGCUCUCAACCAGCCCUCGUAUCGUGCUGGCCACCGCGCUGUGGGGUGGACUGGAGCACUCGUCGCCCACACCCAAUCCGCCAAUCGUGGCACCUCGCAAACCCUACCCCUUUCCACCAAUCCUCACAGCCGCCACAAGUCUCCCUCUUCCUCCAUCCUCCCCUCCCGCAUCCCAUCCCCUCUACGCGGCGGCGGCGACAGCAGCUGUGGGCGCGCAGCGGCAGGCGUAGGCGGGCGGUGCAGGGAGGCGGACGCGGUCGGGCCACGGCGGCGGCAGGCGUGGGUGGCUGCGGAAGGGCGCAGCGGAAGCGAGCAGCGCCGGGCGUGCGCGGGGCGGCGCUGGAGGGCGCGGGGCAGGGCGCGGCCGGCGCGUGCGGUGCGUGAACGAGGCGCGCAUGGGGCGGCCAGGCGGGGCGAGCAGCAGCUUGGCGGCAGUAGCGCGCGCGGUUGGCGCCCAGAAGCAGCAGCGGGCUCGCGCGGGCGGCACGGGGCGCGGCGUGCAGAGCCGACGGGCGGUAGCGGGCGGGGCACAUGCGGCCGGGCUCGUGCGCGAGGCGCGGCCAGGGCGUGGCCUGAGGCGCCUAGGGUAGUUGGUGGUGGCUCGCCUUCCGUCCUCGAGCCCCACGCCCGUCCUUCUCUCUGCAUCGCCUCCUCUUCCUCCCCUCCAGGCCUCUCCACCGCGUCGUCACACCUAAACACCGGCGGGAUGAGAGUGAGGGCGGCGAGGGAGAGAGAGACAGGAGGGGAUUCGUGGCGCCAGGGGCUAUGGCGGCGGCAACAUUGGGAAAGGCAGGGGAGGAGGAGGCAGUGGCCGCUGAUGGAGAGGUGCCUCUCCUGCCAUCAAGAUGCAUCCAGAAUGGUGAUGACGAGCGGCCGAUCAGUGUGGCCAUGGUCUUACGAACGACAGAGGCUUCUCUCCCCCCGCCUCUCCUCUUGCCUCUCCUCCUGCCUCUCCUCCAGGUCACAGCUGAACCUCAUUGGAAAGAGAUCGGCCUGGCAGGCAUUUCGAUUUUCUGUCAUGCUUCUAGAUAUCAAACGUGGCUGAGAAAGUUCCAUUUUUAAAAGGGGCUGGAGCUCCAUGGCUUACAGAUCUAACGACCCCUGAUGCUCUUUGCAUAUUUCCCAUGAUAACAUCAAUGUUCGUCAUGCUUCCCUUUGAGGAGCAGCAGGUGCAGAUGCGUGUGCGAGGAGCGCCGUCGGUCGACCAGCGUUCUUUCUUCGUCAGGAAGGGUGCAGCCUGCUACUCAAGCCCCUCUCCUUCGCUCCUUGCAGAGGAGAGGCAUGGGCACCACCACACUUGAGAGAUGGACGAGGACAUGAAGCUUUCGUGGAGAGGACGAGGUGGCCGCCGCAGCACCCCCACGCCGCGGACGCGGAGAUUCCCAUCCUGUCUGCCCCCGAUAACCACUUCGGCGGCGCCAUGAACGGAAACAAUCGCCUCUUCAUGGCAGGCGCAGACCGCAUGGUCGUCUUCCUCUCCGGCUUCUUCUACACCAUCAGACUCAGACCCUCUCCCGCUCCCUCUCCCUCUGCAUCUCUAUAAAAAUAUGCUCAGGUCAACUAGGAGAUGAUGCAAGCCAAGGCGCUCACACCGAUUUAAGAUGGUGUGGGUGAUCAAUAGAAGACAAAUGAAUACACUGAUGGAAGGCCAUGUCAAAGUACCUUUCUAUUUUGUAUUUUAUUUUUGUUUAGGAUCUACUAUAAUUUCCCAAAAAGUUUUUAUUCCUGAAAUUCAUUGUACAUACAUGCUUGGUUUUACUUCAGUUAAUAUAUAAUGGGCAUUCUAUAAUUACUAAGAACUGAUAUGUGAGAGUGUGCCUCCCUGUUUUUGAAAAGAUAACUACUUUUGGUUAUAGAUCAUGACUAGAUUAAGUAGGCUUAUAUAAUAAUUUUUCAUUGUUCCACUCAUAGAAACUUAACUGCUGCAAUGUUAAUACAUUAUAGUCAUCCUUCACGACCUUGUGAUUGGCUGCCAUGUCUGCGCAAUAUCCUGUGACAUGUCGUAUGGUUAUUUUUUGCAACAAAGGUACCUUGUGGUCAGCGGACUUGCCAAGGUAGCGGUGUUUGACCUAGGGUUGUGGCCAUCAUUAUGCUUGAUCGCGAGAUGGCACUAUCCCCUGCGUUGUUGUGGUCAUUGAUGUGGGAGGAACGAUCGGUCAUCGCUCGAUCUCAAGAUGACCAUGACACCUAGGCUGUGGUCAUGUGGCCGCCGCCGACGGGGAAGCAUUCCCAUUAAUUCUGAAUCUGCAAGUUUGGAAUCAUCUCCCCCAUUCAGCUAAGCUACACAUAUUUUGCUUCUAUUUUUUUCUUUCUAGGUCUCGGACCAUCUCCAUUCUGGUAAAUACCUCAUCACAUAAACGUCAUUGGUCCCUGGUGUGCCCAUUCCCUUCCUUACUUUCUCCAUAUUGGUUAUGAUGCAUGGUCUCUUUCCAGCUAUGAGAAAUGAUAUACUGCAUACUGCAUACUAAUGAUAGGAUAGAUGAUUUAUGAUGUACUAUUUUAGAUAACGGUACUAAGUUUUUAUUCCAUAGAUGAUAUUUGGUUUUAUUCUACAUUUUUUUCCUUUGCAAAGAUAGAUAUUAUAAGAGAUAAAUAGCAUGUACAUGUUAACCUUUUUUUGCGGGGAUGUACAGGUUAACCUUAUAUAGCCUUUUUUAUGAGCGAUAAUCUAACACUUACAAGAUCAUCUUAGGAUUUCCUAAUGGAUCCUGUACACAUUCCACCAAGGAUUAUUUUAGAUGCUAUGCUGAAAGACACUAUAGCUCCCAAAAUCUUUAUACUACACCCAGCCUACAGGAAACGUUAGUAUAGAGACUGUGACUGAGUUUUAUCCAUUUCUGCAGCACUUGCCAAAGAGCACUGUCAAGAGAUUUGUUUUUCGGUCUGAGUCAUCUUGCUACUUUUUCAGGUUUAUUUACAUAUGAAAUCACCAUAAUUUUUGCCAUGGCUCUGGUUCUAGAUAUAGUGCUUAAAAGCACUAUCCCAUCCUGAUUAUUUCCAUACAGUUUUUUGUCUCACUGAAUAUCGUCUUCGAGAACUGGGCAAUCUUUGAGUCCAUGAAGAGCACUCGCACGGUCAAGCACCAUGAGAUCUUCAUCCGCAACGCCGAGUGCGUUGUGCUCUUCACAGACCUUGAAGAUGAGGCCAGAGAGAUCCGCCGCCUACUGGGUUCGAUCGGAUGCCAUCGAUUUCACCCACCGCCAAUGACGACAAGGCCGGUGGCUUUGGCAUUGAGCGAUAUACUUCACCUCACACGUGAAGAAAUAAGAUUUUUGAGGAUUAGGAUUAUUAAUGAAAUAUAAUGAGCAUCUUUUACCACCAAUGGCCUAUGAAGUCUCACCGUAUUAAGACACAUGCAUCACUGUUAGUCAUCCAAGCAAAACCACAGUCAGAUAAAUCAGCUUAAUUAUUCUACUACUUCUUUCAGAUGACAGCUGUUAAACAAGAGGAGGUAGACACAACCAGUGAUACCAGCGGUGACCAAUUACCAAUGAAGCACAAUAAGGCAUACGAGUAAAUUCAUCGCCCAUGGAAAGCAAACUCAAUCCAAAAGUUCAAAGGCAAGAAAAUCCAUGGUGAGCCUUGCAUCCACUACUUAGAUGAGUUUAGUCACCACAUUGUGUGGGCCAACACAGUUAAGCUCUACAACCAUAAUGUCCGUACACUGCGAAAGAUCAUCCGCAGCACCACCACGCCUGAUAACUACUAUGUGUGCCACAUGACAGAAACAUUUGCAACACAAGGCAAAAGAAUGUACUUUAGCGUUCCUUUUUCUAGGGGUUCCAUUUCCCACACAUGGAUGCUGACCAUGGUGAACUGCCAAUCACUACUGGAGACGGAACUGCCGCUGUCACGGCCCGCUUUAUCAAGGGUGUUCACAAAAGGGCAACCAUCACUGAAGGCUGGAGCGACUUCUUCCGUCAGGCACACAUGAACGAAGGGCAAGUAUACGCUUUCGCCUUCAAAUGCACUUCCAAGGGACUGUGCCUGAUCGUCUACUCAAUAUAAGCAAGUUGCAAGAGCCCCUUGUUAUAUAACUUAGUAUUAGUAUAGAUACCUACCAAGACUUCCGGGUUUAUCAUCCUUUUGGAUCUUAUGUAAUCCCCUAAGACCAUCCUGUGCAUUUAGCUAUCGGUUAUUUGCUGCUUAGACUGCUAUGUGGUAUGCUUUUGAAACAACCUUGAUGGAAGAAAUAUAUGCUUUCAUCUUUAAGUGCACAUCCAAAGACCUUUGCAUGAUUGUCUAUCCAAUCUAAACAGAUCAAAAGAAUCAUUUUCUACAUGACUUA